Pocillopora damicornis (cauliflower coral) is the source of this 5321-nucleotide messenger RNA. RefSeq lists its product as uncharacterized. The record is from RefSeq and is a predicted model, not a curated record. Gene Ontology annotation, cellular component: signaling receptor complex; plasma membrane. Lineage: Eukaryota; Metazoa; Cnidaria; Anthozoa; Scleractinia; Pocilloporidae. Gene Ontology annotation, biological process: protein phosphorylation; cell surface receptor protein tyrosine kinase signaling pathway; positive regulation of kinase activity. Gene Ontology annotation, molecular function: ATP binding; transmembrane receptor protein tyrosine kinase activity; protein binding.
CUAAGUUAAGAACCAAGAAACACGCAGAGGAAUGACUACCUCAAUCAAAAUAAAUAAGUGAGCAGAGCGAGUUGACAAAAGAACGAACUACCAAACGGACGAACCAAUACAGGGCUGAUUGAUAGCUGCUUGUAUAGAUGGAUAACGAAAUGAACAACCGAGUGAGUCCAUCCUAUAUCAGGCAAGCAUGACUCUGAGGUCCCGAAUGGUCACGUAAGGAAAAAGGAAGAUCGACCCAUCACGCGCGUUAGAGAAUUUUAUAAAAGACCCAUUGUUACAAACUCAGCACAAAAGAAGAAAUAUAGCACAAAUGACCCUGGCCUUGACUAAUUUUGAGCAACAUCGUCUAACAAAAUAGCGCUUCGCAACAGGCGUCCUUGAUCGGCAAAAUUCUCUACAAAAGUUAAAUUCCUUGUUCCACCGCCAAGACAGAACGAUAUUAGUUUUUCUCUGUGACGUCUGUGCCAACUUGCACGUUCUAAAUCCCCGGUAAAUACUUCCUGUGCCAGGCUCUUCUUGUUCCUACUUGGUGAGUGAAAUUGUUUCCUUUUCAAGCCUGGCGAGUGAAACAGCGAAUUAAAUCUUCCUUUACGAGAAUCCGUCGUCCAACUUCCCGCCGAGCUUGUCAAUAAAUUUAUCGUUUAUCCCACUUGAAUGCAAAACAUCUCACAUAUGAAGAUAAGCAGAAAGGAUCACGCUUUCAAUUAGAGCUGGACCCUAUUUCAUUCGCUCUAUUUUUACGGUAUAGUCCAAAAACUACGCGAUCACCAAACAAUCUUUUCUCCCUUCCUUGAUAGCUAAUAAAAGCUUUUCAUUCGAUAGUCGCACCAUUUUUUUUUAAAAAGUAUUUUAAUAUGACGUUUCCGCUGUGUCGUCCUAUUUACCUUGAAGAUCAGUUAAUGUCGAAUGCCAAGGUUUAAAAACAUUAAGGUUGAAGGUUGGAAGGAUAAUAAUUUUCGAUUAAUCUACAUGUCUCUGUUGAUAAUUAUCAUGUACUCAGUAAUGAAAAGGUACUACGCAGUAAAAGAAUCGCGUGUAAAAGAUUAUAUGUAAAUUUUUCCUGCGGAAAUGCUGUUGGCAAAAGGAUCGUUUCAGACGACUUGCGCAUGCUUUCUACUUUGUUUAUUGUAAUAUGAUGAGGCCCCGCCUCCAACAACUCCCACAAAUAAUCACGCACUAUUGGUCCAACAACACUCUGAAUUCGGCCUUGGUUGUUAAUGAUCGAUUCUGUACCGAACAAAAUCCUCCCCCUCCCUCAAUUUAAAACCCAGGACAAAAAGGAAGCCCAUAAUUGUCGCAGGAUUUCGUUUCGGUUAACAAUUUUGCCUCUGUACGACAAGCUUAGGUGAAACGUGGCUGCCUUUUGAUCAACGAGGAAACAGCAACGACGAGGUACUUUGCCUGUAAAGCUAAUUCUUAAAGGAUCUGAAUUUGUUUUAUAAAGAUUCUGAAAAGUGAUGUUGUCUUUACGAGGAGCUGCGGUUCUUAUCUUCUGCUGUGUCCUUCACAUCACAACCGUCGCAGGCUCUCAUCCUGCGACAAAGUUUACAAAGGAACCUCCAUCCAAAAUAUUUGCAGUUGAGGGAUCUGAUGUCACUUUCCAUUGGGAACUGAGUUUUGGCGAUUUUCAAGACUGGAAACAGCUCGGAGAGAUUAUUUGGGGACAAACAGACAGAAAUGAUCGUAUCAGGAACAAGUAUAUCACAGUAAAGAAAGGGAUUGCAGCGUCCAACCCCAAACUUGAUACUUCCAUUAAAUCCAGAACUGGUUGGAUUGGAAAUGUUACUCUGCAUCGAUGUAAGCAAAUGUUCGUUUUACGAAAUGUGAGCAAAGCAGAUCAGAUCACAUAUGGAUGCACGGUGAUGGUGGAUGGGCUCGAUAUAAGGAGUGGUCCAAUAAAUCUAUUCGUUCAUGAUCCCAUCCCACCAAAAUUUACUCGUCGAUCGAAUGCGAACGUAAAUGCCGAUGAGGAAGAUGACCUACGAUUGCACUGCAACGCAAGUGGUGACCCCAGACCCAGUAUCACUUGGAGUAAAGAUGGAACUCCUCUUCAGAACAGCAGUUCAUCUGCUGUGCUUCAAAUUCCAAAUUUACAACAAAGAGAUGCUGGUAAUUAUACCUGCACCGCGAAAAACCGAGCUGGGUCUGUGUCUCACAGCAUGGUUGUUAGAGUUGUGCGAUAUAAGCCUCGCAUCAACAAAACAGCUUCUUCAAAGCCAUUAUUCCAAUCAUGGAUUGGGAAGGUGACCACCCUGAGGUGCUCUGCAGAUGCUGAGCCUCUGGCAAACUUUACUUGGUUCAAAGAUGGCCAACGGAUUGUGCAUGGUGUGAACUCUGCGCAUAAAAUGGGCACGCUAACGCUGAGACCUAAGACUGCGGGCGAUUUUGGUUCGUAUUCCUGUAGAGCGACAAACAUCAAAGGAGCUGCCUGGUAUCAUAUGAGAAUAUUUCAAAUUUAUGCACCCAGUCCGCCUAUCAUAUACCAAGUGACACCGGACGUGCUUAAAUUCGACAUCACAUGGAAUAUGACAAAAGUAAAAAAUAGCAGCCGCACAAUAGAGUUUAUGAUUACCCUGCUUGAUGCAAACAGACAUGUGCUUCAGACACAUAGUGGAAUUAAGGGGACAUUCUUCACUCUUAAAUAUUUGCAACAAAACAGAACAUACAUAUUGAUGCUACAAGCAAGAAAUAUUGCCGGUUAUGGACAAGCCGCGAAUGUCACUGUUAAAACACUUGAAGCAGAUCCGCCCAAGCCCCCCAAAGUCGUGGUGGUGCCAAAUGUACUGUCGUUAAACGUAACCUGGUUUUCAUCCAUUGAAGACAACAGCAUCAAGAUUUAUGAUUACCUCGUAAAAGUUGUAGACUAUGUUUCAAAUACACUGGUACAGGAAUACAAGAAAGUAAAGGAAACAUCGUUGGUGAUAAACAAAUUGAUGAAAAACAGGACUUAUUUUGUGGCAAUACAAGCGCGAAACGAGGUCGGUUAUGGAAAGCCAUCCAAUGUCAGUGCCACGACUCUACUGGCAGGGCCACCGGAUGCACCAUUAGUAACAAACAUCAGUGUUAGUGGAAAACAAUGCUCACUGCAAUGGAGGGAGCCUUAUAAUGGACAAAGCGCCAUUUUAAAGUACACUGUUUAUGUUUGGGGGUUUGUGGCAAGACUUGAAUCAUACACUAAGGAAAGGUUAGGCUUGUGGAAUACCACCAACCUGAGUUACACCCUAGAACUUGACUGGGACAAAAUGUACUGGAUGGCUGUGUCGGCAUGGAACAAAUAUGGCGAAAGUUUCCCCCUGUUGCGAAGGAAAUUUAGAACCGAAAAAAAUCCUAAAGCGCAAAUUUCAACAAAGAUGCCCACGGUACCCACUUCAAGUUUAACCCUCCUAUCUAGGAAAAAACAAGAAUCGACCGUCACGAAAAGGAAAACCGAAAAACUUCCAACAGAACUGCCUACUGCCAGACAAGCUGAGACCAGUGAAAACAGAACAGGCAUAUUUUCCUUUUACGCACCAAUAUGGUUCGUCGCGCUGGCAUUUGUAACACCUAUUUUCAUGUUCGUGGUUUGGAAAAUCACCAGAAGAAUUAUCGUCAAGCAUUGUUCCAAAAGCAGUGGUGAUAGCGAUAAGCAAACAGAAAUUGAAAGCGAUGUUGACAGUGAACUGGGUAAUCCUUCUUAUCUUGCGAGUAUGGUGGAGCUAAAAGAAACAUCGGUUUUGAAUGAAUAUGAAUCCAUAACGGACAUCUUUCAGAAGAACUUGAACCUUGGAUACUCGAUGGAGGAUGAGAAACCCAGAUACAGCAGGAACCCUGUGACACAUGAUUACUGCUAUGUUUCAGAGGGGUCUUCGGUGUACAGCCAUCUUAAUGACAUACCCACCGGCCGAGGCUCAAAAAGCCUCAAAAGCUCGAAACGCUCGUUUCCAGAUGACAAGCUGGGACACGACAAUGGACACGUGACAACUGGACUAGGGAUGUUUGACAUGCAAAUGUACUCGCAUCUUACUCACGGCGAACCGCCUACAAUUGGAGUUAAAAGAUGUAUCUUGCCAGAAACAAGUUUCCUUCUUCCUCCAUCGCAGAAAUGGGAAAUUUCCAGGGACAGACUUAGAAUUGAAAACACCGUCGGCCGAGGGGAGUUUGGGCUUGUCAAAAAGGGUUACGCACUGGAUGUCACAGAGGAAGGAGGUUGGGCGAUAGUCGCAGUUAAGACAGUAAAAGAAAAUUCAAAUGGAUCACAACGCGAAGAUUUGCUAUCAGAACUAAAGGUGAUGAAGGAACUAUUAUCACAUAAACACGUGGUACAACUUCUGGCUUGCGUCACAAAAUCUGAGCCAUUAUGUGUCAUCACUGAAUAUGCCCCUUACGGUGAUCUACUGGGCUUCUUGAGAAAGAAACGAGGUUUAAGGGAUGAUUACUACGACAUACAACAACUCCCCGAAAGAAGCCUUACAUCACAUCUGUUGAUGAAAUUUGCCUGGGAGAUUGCCGAUGGAAUGGCACAUCUCAGCGCGGCAAAGAUUAUCCAUCGUGACCUGGCAGCGAGGAACGUCCUUUUGGGGGAAAAUUUGACGUGUAAAGUCACAGAUUUUGGGAUGGCGCGAAACACGCGCAGCAAAGAUAUUUACGAAAGGACGUCGGAGGGUCGCCUUCCUUUAAAAUGGACAGCACUUGAAUCCUUGGAGCACGGACGUUACACUACGAAAAGCGAUGUAUGGAGCUUUGGAGUGGUCCUGUAUGAAAUCUUCACUAUUGGUGGUGCUCCUUAUCCUGGUGUGAACGUUUCCGAGCUGACAAGAAAGUUAAAAAGUGGCUACAGAAUGGAGAAACCAAAUCAUGUACACAAUAAAUUGUACGACCUCAUGCGAUCCUGUUGGAAUAAAGAUCCGGAUAAGCGACUCACGUUUUCGCAACUUAACAAGACUUUGAACCAAUUGGACAGGGAGAUUCAGAAGUGCAUCAAUCUGAGAGCGUAUAAUGGCAAACUUUAUGAGGACUUCCAAGUUUUUAAAAAAUAGACCGUAGCAAGUAAGAGUUGCUGUCAGGGCAAAAUUUUUUUGCUCGGAAUAAAGUACAAAUAAUAUUUAUUUUCUCCGUAUUCCCAAUUGAGGAGUUCUUAAAUUGAGUUAGGAAAACUGUAGAGGUGUAGUGGAAGGCGAAUUAAUCAUGACGAUCGACGAUGUCUUCCUCGUAGACACGGUAGAGUAAACUGGUCAUGAAAGUCGGCAAAAUCAAGGGUAAAAAAAUAGUGCUACAGUUCAGCUUGGGUGUUCUUCAUGGUGACUAAUUUUUUUUCUGUGUCUUUACACAAUAUGACUUAAGCA